This is a messenger RNA of Drosophila melanogaster (fruit fly), 1688 nucleotides long. RefSeq lists its product as uncharacterized. The transcript is spliced from 6 exons. The record is from RefSeq and is marked reviewed. Bases 506 to 1573 code for a protein of 355 amino acids. NCBI's taxonomy places the organism in Eukaryota, Metazoa, Arthropoda, Insecta, Diptera, Drosophilidae.
AGAAAGUGCAGCCCUGGUGCCAUCGAUGUAUAUCCACCUUGGAUUUUCGCUUGUCUGCAGUUAUUUCAAUUAAGUUGUUUCAAAUCAGCGUUUUUGUGAGUGCACACUAAGCUGUUUUUCUGCGUGAUCAGCCGGCAAGUGGGUAAAAUUCACCUGUUGACCAGCGGCAAUAAGCCAAAACAAAACAACAACAAUCGUGGAUCAAGUUCUUGGCGGAAAGGCGCGCAAUUAAAACCUAACGUUCAGUUCGCUUUUGAAUUUCUCGCCGAGCGGUUGUGGCGAAAAUAAGGGCCCGCUGGAAAAACCGGUUUUCAAACACCAGCGAUUGAUCCUCUUCGAAAACGUGAAAGAAAACAAAAAGACGAGGAAGCGCCGCCGCAGCCUUUAAUUGAAAAAAAGGGUGUCAAUAUUAGCAUAGAAAUCGAGGCACAGGUGCAUUUUCGUCUGCGUCAGCCAAAUUGAAGAGUUCCGGAGAGACGGCGAUCCGAUCCGAUAAGAGCGUAUAAUGUUGGGAACUUUGCUGUGGAUUUUCUUCGUCGGCCUGCUGCUGUGUGCGUUCCUCUUUUCGAAGACCACCAAGGAGUUCCCGAAGUCCUGGUUCGAGUGGAAGACUGAGUUUCGGUAUCAGUACCUGGGAAUCGUUGGGCUCGUCCACGAUGCCCAGUAUAAGGCACGGGAUCGAGUGGCACUUUAUAAACAACCGGACCGCAUUGCUGUCAUCACCGGAGGCAAUCGCGGCAUCGGACUGCGGAUCGUGGAGAAGCUGCUGGCCUGCGACAUGACUGUCGUCAUGGGCGUUCGUGAUCCCAAAAUUGCCGAAACCGCAGUUGCAUCGAUAGUCGACUUGAAUGCUACCAAGGGCAAGCUCAUCUGCGAGCAACUGGAUGUUGGGGAUCUGAAAUCCGUAAAGGCAUUUGCUCAGCUCAUCAAGGAGCGGUAUUCAAAAGUGGAUUUGUUGCUGAACAAUGCUGGCAUCAUGUUUGCGCCCUUCAAACUAACCGCCGAUGGCUACGAGUCGCACUUUGCCAUCAACUUCCUGGGACACUUUCUGCUCACCCACCUGCUUCUGCCUCAAUUGAGGGCGGCAGGCAAGGAGGGAAGGAACUCCAGGAUCGUGAACGUCAGCUCCUGCGUGAAUCUCAUUGGACGCAUCAACUAUAAGGACAUUAACGGAACAAAACACUAUUACCCGGGAACCGCCUACAGUCAGUCAAAGCUUGCUCAGAUCUUGUUCACCCGCCAUCUGCAGACACUGCUGGAUGCAGAAAAGUCGCACGUGCAGGUCAAUGUGGUGCAUCCGGGCAUUGUGGACACGGAUCUGUUCGAGCACUCGGCCACCACAUCGGUGCCCAUUUUCAAGAAGCUAUUCUUCAAGACUCCGGAAAGGGGAUCCCGCACGGUGGUCUUCGCGGCCAUUGAUCCCUCCAUCGAGGGUCAGGGUGGUACUUACCUCUCCAACGGCGGAAAGGGUCCUUUCCAUCCGGAUGCCAAGAAGCCGGCAAAGUGCGAGCAGCUUUUCCAGUUCUCCUGCGACCUGUUGAAAAUCCAGCAGUACGGAAAUGGCGAAUACUAAAUGAACUCCACACUCAGUCUAUCUCACAUUCCUCCUACUGGUGCAACGUACUUUUCUAGAUACCGUCAGCUUUUUUGUAAAUCGAUUUCUUUUGUAUAAAAACAUUUUUAUAUAG